This is a messenger RNA of Symbiodinium sp. CCMP2592, 3447 nucleotides long. The record is from the annotation of a GenBank genome assembly. NCBI's taxonomy places the organism in Eukaryota, Dinophyceae, Suessiales, Symbiodiniaceae.
AUGUGUCACCACGGGCUUGCUCUUAUUAGGAGGCGAUGGAAUUUGACGUUUGCAGCCGGAAGGCAUCGCAGAAAGCCACACACAUCCUACUAUGUCUGGUCGGCUUGUGCUGCAUGCGGUCUUUACGGCCCUGGGGCUCUCACCUUUGCAGUCCUCUCAGGCUUGCAACUUCUGGAGGACUUCCCGAAGGCUUGCUUGACCUUGGUUGAUGUGUCAGAAGCUCUUGUGGCAGACUUGAAGGUGCAGCAUGUCACAGACACGCGUGUGUCCUGUGUGGUCGGUGACUGCCGCAAUACAGAGGCUCUGGCUGCACUGUGCGGCAAGACAACUCUCGUCCUAGACAAGGGCACGGUCGACGCGCUGCACCACUCCUCAGAGAAGGUACAGAUGCUGAAGGCAGCUGCAUCACUUCUCCAGCCGGACGGGAUAAUCCUGUCAAUAUCCUUCGCGACGGCCACACAGGUGCUUCUUUUGCGGAGAUUUGCUGAAGACCUUGGCCUGAGACUGCUUCAGCGGAUCGUCAAAGUUCGCAGUGAGGUCCGCUUGGUUUCACUUCUGGGAGUGUGGGAUGCUUCUGCUGCCGAUGCCGGUGAUGAGAAGAACUGGUCUUGGAAGUUCGGCUCGCCCUUCGCUGCCUUCUCUGGAUGGACUUUGAGCGCACCUUUGGUCGCGGAGUGCUUCGGCACGCUGUGCCUCGUCUUCACAGUAGGCUGCCUGGUGACAGGACCUGCGCCACGGGCAUGGGUGCCCACAUCCAUUGCCUUCGUACUGAUGGUCAUGAUCUACGCGACGGGCGCCAUCUCCGGGGGAAAUCUGAACCCGGCGGUGUCACUGUCCUUGGCGAUGUGCGGGAAACUGCCCUGGAACAAAAUGCUGAGCUAUUGGAUGGUGCAGCUGCUCGGAGGCUUCAUUGGUUCGGCUCUCUUCCGCCUGGUCUGCUCCCCGGGAUAUGUCGUAGUCGCACCUAUCAAACCCUUCGGAGCCGGCUCAUGCUUUUCCGCAGAGCUUAUCUACACCGCCUUCUUGUGCUUCACAGUACUCAGCUGUGCCGCAUCCCGCCGAAACAAUCCGAAGGAGGACCCUAACCAGUUCUACGCUUUGGCCAUCGGCUUCACGAUCAUUGCCGGUGGCCACGCUGUAGGAGGUGUGUCUGGUGCAGCCCUCAACCCGGCCGUGGCACUGAGCUUGGGAUCCACGAGUGGCAAAGAGCUUCAUUGGCCUUGGCUUUGGUCCACCGCUGAACUCUUGGGAGGUGUGGUCGCUGCAGGACUCUUUCGUCUUCUCCGCCGGGAGGAGUUUGCAGAAGAUGCCACGGAUGAGGGCCUUGCAAAGCACGAAGCCGGGCUUGGCACGCGAUGUGGGGCAGAGCUGCUUGGAGCCUUCGUGCUAACCCUGACAGUGGGCUUGAACUUGGUGGCCAAGUCUCCUGCCACCGCCUUCUCCGCCGCUGCAGCGCUUACUUGCAUGGUCUACUCGCUGGGAAACAUCUCUGGCGCCCACCUCAACCCCGCCGUCACCAUGGCCGUGUCCUUGCGCGGAAAAUGCACUGCGCGUGAUGCGGCUUGCUACAUGCUUUGCCAGCUCUUUGGUGGCCUGCUGGCUGGGAUUACUUCUGCUUUCUUUCACAUGAACUCUGGGCAGGCCAAGAUGUCCAUCUGGCUUCAGCCAGGGAAGCACUACCAGGUAUGGCAAGCAUGCAUGGCAGAAGCACUCUUCACCAUGAUCCUGGCUUAUGUGGUGCUGACCGUGGCCACCACAGACAUCCCGGCAGAGUGGAAGACAAAGCAGAACGCUUACUUUGGCCUUGCUAUCGGCGCAUGUGUGACGGUCGGCGGCUUUGCUUCGUCUGCCAUCUCUGGCGGUGAGCUCAAUCCGGCUGUGUCUUUGGGCAUCUACACAGGCAACCUGGUGAAUCCGGGACACGGAGGGGUCGGUCCAAUCUCGAAUCUUAUCCUCUUCAUGCUCUCCGAGGUGCUGGGUGGUGCCCUGGCUGCCGGUGUCUUCCGUCUCACACACGGUGCUCCCGCUGCAAGCACCCAAACUGGGGCAAAGGAUGCGGAAGCUCCGAGCUCCGAGCCUCAGAAGCCUCCGCCAGGUGACGAGGUGGAGAAAGACCGGAGUGGCGAAGAUUCCACAGGCUGCAUCGUUUGGCCUUCUGCCCACUCGAUGUGCGCACACUUGUGUGCCCACCCAGAGCUGGUGCGCGGCAAGCGGGUCGUGGAACUAGGUGCCGGCACUGGCCUCGUCGGUUUAGUUUGCGCUGCUCUGGGCGCCUCAGAAGUGGUACUGACAGACCUGUCACAGGGACUCCCACUUUUAAAGCGGAAUGUGCAGCUGAACUUGGGGGCACUUGGUGAUUGUGGAGCUGCCACCUCGGUGGCUGAACUGAAGUGGGGCCGAGAGGCUUCUGUGCAAGUUGCGCCCGCGGGCUGUGACAUCGUAAUUGGGUGUGAAGUCAUCUACCAGCAUGACGACGAAACAGCUGCUGCCUUGGUGGAAACCAUGAGGCAUUUGGCUGGCAAGGCCAAUGUGUCGCCAGGACAGCCUGGACUGGUGUAUGCCAUCUACACCUAUGGUGCGGUGGCCAUCAGUAAAACACCUUUGGAAGAUCGUUCCACGCCAAGCGGGAAUUUCCGAGGAGUUCGCUGCUACAGUGAGACGAUCUUGAGCGCCUCAUUGCGACAGACGGAUAUUGCGGCGAUCUUCAUGGGACUCAGUCAUCCACGGGUGCCCACGUUGGCGCUGCAUUGGCAAAAGGAUUCCGAGUAUUGGCCUGGAGCGGGAAGGCCAGACCUGCCCAAGCAUGUCGAUCAGGGCCGGACGGCUAACAUCGCCCUUCAUGACAUGAUGAACUACAUUGAGCGCCUCGCCCAUUUGCAGCUUAAUGGCCAAAAUAUGGCACAGAACAAGCCCUUCAAUUUUGCCCACCACUUCGCCUAUUUGGCUUGGGGAGCCUACGAAAGGCAGAAAUCCUGGGUUACGGGCAAGGAUGAGACAAUGGAGCAGAUCAUCGCCAAGGACGUGCCUGGCUGGAAUCUCGUUGCGCAAACACAGCAGGACACUCUUGAAGCUGUUGACAACAUCUGGCUCGUUCAGAACACACAGAGCCUGGAUUGCGUCAUUGCCUUCGAGGGCACCCACUCGUUUGAGGAAUUCUUUGGCAACUUAAAGGGCCAGGAGAAAAAGUCGGGGUAUUGCGGGCUCCCGGGCGUGCACACGGGCUAUGCCGACAAGUUGUACUGGCUCAUGAAGUACAGCAUGCCCAAGUUGCGCCCGAAUCUUGCCAAGUGCAGCAAGGUGAGUUGCACAGGCCAUUCCCUGGGUGGUUCCUUGUGCGAAGUAUUCGCUGCAUGCGCAAACUCGGGGCAUAUCCACGACGGCCACUACAAGGCUCGGGCGGACAUGUUGCAGUGGGACAGGCAAUGUUUCCUUUGCCGAGCUCGGUAA